This is a messenger RNA of Talpa occidentalis (Iberian mole), 24393 nucleotides long. RefSeq names its product dystonin (gene DST). Gene Ontology annotation, molecular function: calcium ion binding; structural molecule activity; microtubule binding. Lineage: Eukaryota; Metazoa; Chordata; Mammalia; Eulipotyphla; Talpidae. The coding region runs from base 31 to 23400 and encodes 7789 amino acids. Gene Ontology annotation, cellular component: focal adhesion; intermediate filament; intercalated disc. The record is from RefSeq and is a predicted model, not a curated record. The transcript has 103 exons. Gene Ontology annotation, biological process: skin development; hemidesmosome assembly; cell-cell adhesion.
CCGCCGAGCUGCCCACGCCUCGCCCGCACCAUGAUCGCCGCGGCUUUCCUCGUCCUGCUGAGACCCUACAGCAUCCAAUGUGCCCUGUUCCUCUUGUUGCUUCUGCUGGGCACCAUCGCCACCAUCGUGUUCUUCUGCUGCUGGCACCGCAAGCUCCAGAAAGGGAGGCAUCCCAUGAAAUCGGUCUUUUCGGGCCGUUCAAGGAGCCGAGAUGCUGUUAUGAGAUCUCACCAUUUUCGUUCUGAGGUAAUUUAUUUAGCCCGCACGCUCAAGGGAUUCAGAGCCAGCCCUCGGCAUAUCAGGAGACGUACUGCAGCAGCCGCAGCUGCUCGUCUGGAAGAAGUGAAGCCUGUGGUGGAAGUUCACCAUCAGAGUGAGCAAGAAAUUUCAGUGAGGAAACGAAGAAUUAAGAAAAAUAGCCGAGUGCAGCCAGAGUUCUAUCACUCUGUUCAAGGUGCUUCGACCAGAAGGACUAGUUCCGGGAACGCGUCCUAUCGCUGCUCUAUGUCUUCCUCUGCGGAUUUUUCCGAUGAGGAUGAUUUCAGCCAGAAAUCUGGCUCGGCAUCUCCAGCUCCUGGAGACACCUUACCCUGGAAUUUGCCUAAACAUGAGAGAUCAAAAAGAAAGAUUCACGGGGGCUCGGUGCUGGACCCUGCCGAGCGGGCAGUGCUUAGGAUAGCAGAUGAACGGGACAAAGUUCAAAAGAAAACGUUUACAAAAUGGAUAAAUCAGCAUCUCAUGAAGGUUCGAAAACAUGUGAAUGAUCUCUAUGAAGACUUAAGGGAUGGACACAAUUUGAUCUCUCUUUUAGAGGUUCUUUCGGGAGAUACCUUACCAAGGGAGCGAGAUAUUUUGAAGACCUUACGAUUGGUGAGUGCAACAGCAGCAUGCGAAUAUGAACAGCAUGAGGAUGUGGAGGAUGAGGAUAAGGGGCCCAGAGAGAAAGGUCGGAUGCGUUUUCACAGACUACAGAAUGUACAAAUUGCACUUGACUAUUUGAAAAGACGGCAGGUGAAAUUAGUGAAUAUUAGAAAUGAUGACAUAACGGAUGGAAAUCCCAAAUUGACUUUGGGAUUAAUAUGGACAAUAAUUUUGCACUUUCAGAUAUCUGAUAUCCAUGUUACUGGAGAGUCAGAAGAUAUGUCUGCAAAAGAGAGAUUAUUACUGUGGACACAGCAGGCAACAGAGGGUUAUGCUGGAAUACGGUGUGAAAAUUUCACUACUUGCUGGAGAGACGGAAAACUAUUUAAUGCCAUCAUUCAUAAAUACAGGCCGGACCUGAUAGACAUGAAUACUGUUGCUGUUCAAAGCAACCUUGCAAAUUUAGAGCACGCUUUUUAUGUAGCAGAAAAAAUUGGUGUCAUAAGACUUCUGGAUCCUGAAGAUGUUGAUGUCUCCUCACCUGAUGAAAAAUCAGUAAUAACUUAUGUAUCAUCUCUCUAUGAUGCGUUUCCCAAAAUCCCUGAAGGUGGUGAAGGAAUUGGUGCAAAUGAUGUUGAAGUCAAAUGGAUUGAAUACCAGAAUAUGGUGAACUACCUCAUCCAGUGGAUUAGACACCAUGUGACCACAAUGUCUGAGAGAACAUUUCCUAAUAAUCCUGUAGAACUAAAGGCACUUUAUAAUCAGUAUUUACAGUUUAAAGAAACAGAAAUUCCACCAAAGGAGACAGAAAAAUCCAAAAUUAAACGCCUGUAUAAAUUAUUAGAGAUUUGGAUAGAAUUUGGACGCAUCAAACUCCUUCAAGGUUAUCAUCCAAAUGAUAUUGAAAAAGAGUGGGGGAAACUCAUCAUUGCCAUGCUUGAAAGGGAGAAGGCACUUCGCCCAGAAGUAGAAAGGUUGGAAAUGUUGCAGCAGAUUGCCAGCCGAGUUCAGAGGGACAGUGUCAUCUGUGAAGACAAACUGAUACUUGCCCGAAAUGCUCUCCAGUCUGAUUCUAAAAGAUUAGAAUCAGGGGUGCAGUUUCAGAAUGAAGCAGAAAUCGCCGGGUAUAUACUUGAAUGUGAGACCCUUUUACGCCAGCAUGUAAUUGAUGUACAGAUUCUUAUUGAUGGAAAAUAUUAUCAGGCAGAUAAAUUGGUACAGAGGGUUGCAAAACUGCGUGAUGAAAUUAUGGCCUUAAGGAAUGAAUGUUCUUCAGUGUACUGCAAAGGACGCAUGCUGACAACGGAACAGACAAAGCUCAUGAUAUCAGGAAUUACUCAAAGUUUAAACUCAGGAUUUGCACAGACCUUAAACCCCAAUCUGAACUCAGGGCUAACCCAGAGUUUAACGCCUUCCCUGACCCCUUCUAGUGUGACAUCAGGUCUGUCAUCAGGUCUGACUUCCCGCCUAACUCCAUCUGUCACUCCAGCUUACACACCUGGUUUCCCAUCGGGAUUAGUUCCAAAUUUUUGUUCAGGAGUAGAGACAAAUUCAUUGCAAACUCUGAAGUUGAUGCAGAUCCGAAAGCCCCUUCUAAAAUCUUCUCUAUUGGAUCAAAACUUAACAGAAGAGGAAGUCAACAUGAAAUUUGUUCAGGACCUUUUAAACUGGGUCGAUGAGAUGCAGGUACAGCUGGACCAUACUGAAUGGGGAUCGGAUUUGCCAAGUGUUGAAAGCCAUUUAGAAAAUCAUAAAAAUGUUCACCGAGCCAUUGAAGAAUUUGAAACUAGCCUUAAAGAAGCUAAGAUCAGUGAGAUCCAAAUGACAGCACCUCUUAAACUCACUUAUGCAGAGAAGUUGCACAGAUUAGAGAGUCUGUAUGCAAAACUCUUGAACACAUCCAGGAAUCAGGAACGGCACCUUGAUACACUCCACAAUUUUGUGACUCGUGCAACUACUGAGCUUAUUUGGUUGAAUGAAAAAGAAGAGGAGGAAGUUGCUUAUGACUGGAGUGAAAGAAAUACCAAUGUAGCUCGGAAAAAAGAUUACCAUGCUGAAUUAAUGAGAGAACUUGAUCAAAAGGAAGAAAAUAUUAAAGCAGUUCAGGAAAUAGCAGAGCAGCUACUUCUGGAAAACCACCCCGCCAGAUUAACUAUUGAGGCCUACCGAGCAGCAAUGCAGACCCAGUGGAGCUGGAUUUUGCAGCUCUGCCAGUGUGUGGAGCAGCACAUAAAGGAGAACACUGCAUAUUUUGAGUUUUUCAGUGAUGCCAAAGAAGCCACCGAUUACUUACGGAAUCUAAAGGAUGCCAUUCAGCGGAAAUAUAGCUGUGAUAGAUCAAGCAGCAUUCACAAACUGGAAGACCUUGUUCAGGAAUCAAUGGAAGAGAAAGAAGAACUUCUGCAAUAUAAAAGCACGGUGGCAAGCCUGAUGGGGAGAGCAAAAACAAUAAUUCAGCUGAAGCCAAGGAAUCCUGACUGUCCACUCAAAACUUCUAUUCCUAUCAAAGCCAUUUGUGACUACAGACAAAUUGAAAUAACCAUUUUCAAAGACGAUGAAUGUAUUUUGGCCAACAACUCUCAUCGUGCUAAAUGGAAAGUCAUCAGCCCCACUGGGAAUGAGGCUAUGGUCCCGUCUGUGUGCUUCACAGUUCCUCCACUAAACAAAGAAGCGGUUGACUUUGCAAACAGAAUAGAGCAGCAAUAUCAGAAUGUCCUGACUCUCUGGCAUGAAUCUCAUAUAAACAUGAAGAGUGUGGUAUCCUGGCAUUAUCUUGUCAAUGAAAUUGAUAGAAUUCGUGCCAGCAAUGUGGCUUCUAUAAAGACAAUGUUACCUGGUGAACAUCAGCAAGUUCUGAGUAAUCUACAGUCUCGUUUUGAUGAUUUUCUGGAAGAUAGCCAGGAAUCCCAAAUAUUUUCUGGCUCUGAUAUAACACAACUGGAAAAGGAGGUUAAUGUAUGUAAGCAGUAUUACCAAGAACUUCUUAAAUCUGCUGAAAGAGAGGAGCAAGAAGAGUCAGUUUAUAAUCUCUAUAUCUCUGAAGUUCGAAACAUUAGACUUCGAUUAGAAACCUGUGAGGAUCGGUUAAUUAGACAGAUUCGAACUCCACUGGAAAGAGAUGAUUUGCACGAGAGUGUAUUCAGAAUCACAGAGCAGGAGAAAUUAAGGAAAGAGCUAGAGAGACUUAAGGAUGAUUUGGGAACAAUCACAAAUAAAUGUGAAGAAUUUUUUAGUCAAGCAGUAGCCUCUCCAUCAGCUCCUACCUUACGAUCUGAACUCAGUGUGGUCAUUCAGAGCAUGAACCAAGUCUACUCUAUGUCUUCCACUUACAUAGAUAAGUUGAAAACAGUUAAUUUGGUGUUAAAAAACACUCAAGCUGCAGAAUCUCUCGUAAAACUCUAUGAAACUAAACUGUGUGAAGAGGAAGCAGUUAUAGCUGAUAAGAAUAAUAUUGAGAAUCUAAUAAGUACUUUAAAGCAAUGGCGAUCUGAGGUAGAUGAAAAAAGAGAGGUAUUCCAUGCAUUAGAGGAUGAGUUGCAGAAAGCUAAAACCAUCAGUGAUGAAAUGUUUAAAACAUACAAAGAACGGGAUCUGGAUUUUGACUGGCACAAAGAAAAAGCAGAUCAAUUAGUUGAAAGGUGGCAAAAUGUUCAUGUUCAGAUUGACAACAGGUUACGGGACUUGGAAGGCAUUGGCAAAUCACUGAAAUACUACAGAGACACCUAUCAUCCUUUAGAUGACUGGAUACAGCAAGUUGAAACUACUCAGAGAAAGAUUCAAGAAAAUCAGCCUGAAAAUAGUAAAACCCUAGCAACACAGUUGAAUCAACAGAAGAUGCUGGUAUCUGAAAUAGAAAUGAAACAGAGCAAAAUGGAUGAAUGUCAAAAAUAUGCAGAACAGUAUUCAACUACAGUGAAGGACUAUGAAUUACAAACAAUGACCUACCGGGCCAUGGUAGAUUCACAACAGAAAUCUCCAGUGAAACGCCGAAGGAUGCAGAGCUCUGCAGAUCUUAUUAUUCAAGAGUUCAUGGACCUUAGAACCCGGUAUACUGCUCUGGUCACCCUCAUGACACAAUAUAUUAAAUUUGCUGGUGACUCAUUGAAAAGACUGGAAGAGGAGGAGAAAUCACUGGAAGAAGAAAAGAAAGAGCUUGUUGAAAAAGCCAAAGAAUUACAGAAAUGGGUGUCAAAUGUCAGCAAGACCCUGAAAGAUGGAGAGAAGGCUGAAAAACCUUCCUUCUCUAAGCAAAAGAUUUCCAAUGAGGAGAUAUCAACCAAGAAGGAACAGUUAUCCGAAGCACUUCAAACCUUGCAGCUAUUUUUGGCAAAACAUGGAGACAAAAUGACAGAUGAAGACAGAAAUGAAUUGGAAAAACAAGUGAAAACUCUUCAAGAAAGUUAUAAUUUAUUCUGUAGUCAACCUCUGAAACAACUACAAGAGUCACAAACCUUAGGAGAUGUAAGGGUAGAGGAGAAGCUAAAUAAAGUGAUUGCAGGCACCAUUGAUCAGACAACUGGAGAAGUCCUUUCAGUCUUUCAGGCAGUUUUAAGAGGCCUCAUUGACUAUGACACUGGAAUCAGGUUGCUUGAGACACAACUAAUGACUUCUGGUCUGAUUUCACCAGAAUUAAGACAAUGUUUUGACCUCAAAGAUGCCAAAAUUCAAGGCCUUAUUGAUGAACAAGUUCUGUGCCAACUCAGAGAACUCAAUGAAACAAAGGAGAUUAUUUCUACUGUAUCAUCUACCACAGUUCCAGUGCUGGAUGCUCUGGCUGAAGGCAUGAUAUCAGAACCCAUGGCAAUCAGAGUUCUGGAGAUACUGCUUUCCACAGGCUUUCUACUACUUCCAACCACUGGAGAACAGCUGACCCUCCAGAAGGCUUUCCAACAGAACUUGGUUUCCUCAGCAUUGUUUUCUAAAGUCCUGGAAAGGCAAAAUAUGUGCAAAGAUCUUAUUGACCCCUGUACCUCUGAAAAAUUAUCUUUAAUAGAUAUUAUACAAAGAAGUAUUUUGCAGGAAGACACUGGGAUGAGACUUCUACCUGUGAGACCACAAGAAGGAGGCAGAAUAACAUUAAAAUGUGGAAGAAGCAUAAGCAUUUUAAGGGCAGCUCAUGAAGGUCUCAUAGACCGUGAAACCAUGUUCAGGUUAUUAGGUGCACAGCUUCUUUCUGGAGGUCUGAUCAAUUGCAACUCUGGUCAGAGAAUGACUGUUGAAGAAGCUAUGGCAGAAGGAAUGAUUGACAGAGAUACUGCUAACAGUAUUCUCACGUAUCAGGUUCAAACAGGUGGAAUCAUGCACUCAAAUCCUGCUAAACGUUUAACUGUGGAUGAAGCAGUCCAGUGUGAUUUGAUUACUUCCAGCAGUGCUCUUUUGGUGCUAGAGGCUCAGCAUGGCUAUGUUGGACUCAUUUGGCCUCAUUCUGGUGAAAUAUUUCCCACAUCAUCUUCCUUGCAGCAAGAAUUGAUUACAAAUGAAUUGGCAUGCAAAAUCCUGAAUGGCAGACAGAAAAUAGCAGCUCUUUAUAUUCCAGAAACUUCUCAAGUCAUUGAAUUGGAUGUUGCUAAGCAGCUUGGAAUUAUAGAUAAUAACACAGCAUUGAUUUUAAAAAAUGUAAUACUACCUGAUAAAAUGCCAGAUUUGGGAGAUAUAGAAGCUUGUAAAAAUUCUAAAAGAUGGCUCUCCUUUUGUAAAUUCCAACCAUCUACAGUCCAUGAUUAUAGGCAAGAAGAGGAAGUUUUAGAGGGAGAAGAGCCAGCAGCAACUCAGAGCUCAGAACAAACUAAAAAAUUAUUCCUCUCUUAUUUGAUGAUAAAUAGUUACAUGGAUGCAAACACAGGGCAAAGGCUUUUGAUGUAUGAUGGCGCCCUGAAUGAGGCCAUUAGUAUGCUUUUGGAAGGCUGUAGUGCAGAAUUUGAUGAGGACACACCAAUAAAAGACUGUCUUGAUGUCUCAGGACUCCUUGGUGCUUUUCCGCAUGAAGAACCAAGUAAAGAAAAGGAUCAAAGUGCAGCUUCAGCAAGUAGUUUUCACAAAAGUCAUUGUAAAGGACCUGAACAUAAUGAAAUGCCUGAAGCUGGAAGGCAUGCCACAGAUGAAGAGUUUAAUGAAAGAGAAAAUAAUGCUGUCAAUAGUGAAUUUUAUCAGUUAGAAAACUUGGCAAAUAUGAGAACAAAUGAUCAUAAAGUUAAGAAUCCAUCCGGUGCAUGUGUUUCCAGUCCUAUACCGCAUUUAACACAGCCUGGACUUGCAGAAGUUAACAUGUUUAGACAAGACUCAGAAAACAUAUUUACAAAUCAAAGACAAGUUGAAACAAGUGAACUUAGAAAUGAAAGUAACCUUUCUAGCAACAUUCAAAACUUUGCAGUUGAUGUGACAACAACUCCUAUUGUGAAAUCAAAAACUAGUAGAAACUGUGACUUGAAUGAGACAAGUAAUGAAGAUAAUUUAAACAAGGAUUCAACUAUCUUUGACUAUUCUCCCAUUCUUAGUGCCUUGUUAAGUCAUGAUAAAUUAAAUGAGCAGGCACAUUUUCAUGAUGUGCGCACUGCUGAGAGCAACAGAAAUAAAUAUGAAGACUCUACUUUGCCCUUAAAGGAGCAAACCAUGCUGUUGGCUCAAAGGGUGGGAGAAAAAUUUCAAGACCAAUUUCUGGGAAUUGCAGCUAUUAGCAUCAGUUUACAGGAAGAAAAGAGUGAACAAAAUUCUUUAAAUAAUGGGUGUAGUGAUCCUCAAGUACAAUAUCAAAAUGAAACAUUUAAAACAGGUACUUAUGGAAACAAUGAAAAAAUACACAUUGCUUCUCAGCAGAAAUCUGAAGACAAGAAAAAUGAAUCCAAACUGGAAGAGAAUUCCAGUGCCAUGACUCCAAAGGUGGAAACUGAUAAUGCUAAUACAUCUCAUAUUUAUAGUACACCAUUGCUUGAAGAAAUUGUCAGUGCUAGAGACUAUGAAACAUCACUACUGGAUGAUCAGCAGAGUGACACAGAAACAGAGACUAAUAGUGAUGAUGAUUUUUAUGAUACUCCCCUGUUUGAAUAUGAUGACCAUGAUUCUCUGCUUCCUGAAGGUGAUGGCUGUGAUUGUCUACAGCCUGAGGACUAUGACACAUGGCAAAAGGAAAAUGAUGGGGCUGGUCCUUCUGGUGUGUUCUAUGAUGGUUCAAAAGAGAAUGGUAAUUCUGUGGUUGCUCAGGAGGGACUGGUUGAUAACUUAGGUAUGAGUGGAAAAGCACAGACUCUUCAGGAUUUUCUCAUAGAUAGUGAGAAAACUGGAUUAAGUUCUGGUGAAGGAAUACAUUUAAAUUCAGUUGGCUCAUACAAAAUCAGUGAACAGUUGCUAGAAACUGCAUCAGAUAGGGAAAGUGCAAAUAACUUGGAAGGUGAUGCGUCUGACUCAUUGACUGAUAAUGAAAUUGUAGGAGGAAAGGAGAACUUAAGUGCUUCAUUAAAAUUUGAUGAUGUUGGUUGUUUCAGAGAGAGAAGAGAAGAGUAUAUGACUGGACAAGAAUUUAAUUCUGAUUCUCAACAUUUAGAUACUAUGCAAAAUGAUGAAAGUUAUUGGUAUUAUAGAUGUGACAGUAAUGAUCAGAAUGAAGAUGAUGAUAGUGAUGAUGAUUAUGGCAAUGAAGAAGGAAGAGCAGAUGAGACCAAAAAGCCCAUGUGCCAAGAAAAGGCUGAAGAUACGGAUGUCCACUUGUGUCCCACCACCAUAAAUGAAAAGGGAAAUAAUUUUGAAAAUCAAAGUAUUAAUAAAAUGAUUCUCCUGGAUAAAAUGGACAAUUAUAGUUCUUCAGAAAAGCAGCAAAGUUUAAAUAUUUUGCCACUAGAAUCAACUAGUAAAGGUAGCUUAACUCUGGAAAGAAGCAAUCCUCCAGAAUAUGCUACUGAGGUUGUUGGAAAAAGCACAGAAAGUCUGUUAAAUCAUAAGAUUGCUUCUAAGGAUAUAUUGCUGCCUGUCAUUAAAGACACUGAAUCAGAAAACACCUUUGACCCUAUAAGUAUUUUACAUAAUACUGAUAACAGUUCAACUUCCCAGUUAGGUAAUGAUGUAAUGAACAUACAGGUUAAUAAAAUGAUUCAAGGAUCAGAAUCUGCUGACUCUGUAAAAGGUGGAUGUCAAUGUUUUGAAAACGUAACACUUCCAGUCAACUCAUCCUUUAAUAAAAUCAUUAGUUCUGAGCCUGAUGUAAUAAGAAAAUCUGCUGAGGAAAGCCAUUUGUCAUCCAUAGCUUAUGAAACUGACAAAGAUAAUCAAGGAAAUGGAAGAGAUUUAAUUAAAAAGAAAGAUGACAAACACAAUAUAUUAAUAGAAGAUGAAACAUCAAUUCAUAAAACAUGCUCAGAUAAAGGAGAAGAGCUUGUAGAAGGUCCACUAGAAGAUAAUAAAUAUUUCGAACUUUUGCCUAGUAACAGUACAAGGGAGAGUCUUGAUUUAGUUAAUAGUCACUUUCCAUUACCACAUAGCACAAACAGCAAAGAACAUAAUCAGAAAGGAAGUGUUGUAAAAGCAACUGUAACCCUGAAAGAUGAUCCAGUGACUCUACAAACAGUGGUUAGUAAUUGUCCUGUUCAAUCCGAGAAUGUUGAAGGAAUAUUUGACUCACCUGUUAUCAAAGUGAUCAGUGAUGAUAUUACUGCAAAUAUUACAUUGCCUGAAGGGAAUGUAAGUUUUGGGAAAGGUUCACUCACUGUUACAGCUGGGAAAGAACUUGAUCAGUUUACUUAUUUAAAACAUUGUACUCAAAAUGUAGAAACAAAAGAUGUACUAAAACCCAAAGAAGACAUCCCACACUGUAUAUUAGUAGCUUCCUCUCCCAUAAGAGAACACCAAGAAUUAGGAGUUAAUUAUGCUCAAGAGAAAGAAACUAUUACUCAAGAAGAAUCACAUCAAAGUGAUAUAAUACAAAGGAAUGAUAUUUGUACUAAAGAAAAUGUCUCAGAAGGAGGAACAGAAAUUCUUCAACUCAUCCCAGAAAGAAAUGAAAGCAUGCUUUCAGUCUUACCUCUUAGAAAUAUGGAAAGCCUUGGGAGUAAUACUGAGUCUGUGCCUAACUCCUAUAACACUUUAAGUACUGACUGCUUAUCCUUAGAAAAUAAUGAUAAGAAAGAAAUAAUUGAAGAGAAGCCAGAUAAAGGACAAACCUUGUCUUCAGGUCUCCAAGUAAAAGAGGUUCAGAUUGCUGAAUUAUCCCAGAUGUUUCUUGAAGAUGAAAAGGAUAACUUAAUGGGUAGGUUGAAAGAAGGCCAUAUGAAUCCUCAAGAGGUUGGAGAACCUUCAGUCUGUGCAGAUACUAAAAUUUUAAUUCAAAACUUAAUUAAAAGAGUUAGCACAUUACAGUUGGCAAAUGAAACAUCAGGUGCACCCAGCAGUUCUAAAACCAGUGACUGUUCUGGUAUUUACCCCAUGAAUAACUCACCAGUGUUAAAGGCAGAGAGUGGUCCGUUCUGUAUUGAAAACCUCAAGUCUGAACUUCUCCUUGAUAUACUUAAGCAAAGUCAACAUAGUCAGAAAAUUACAGGAGCAUUUGAAUUGAUGAAGGAAUUGACACAGAUGGACUAUGAUCUAGAGAAAAGAGGCAUUACAUCUAAAGUACCUCCACUGCAACUUGAAGAUAUUUUCUAUAAGCUGCUUGUUGAUGAAUGUUCAGAGAAAGUCGAACAGAUUGAAGAAUCAAGUAAAAAACCAUCUACUUCAGAGAUGGUAGAGGAAAACCGACACAUUCUUGAUGAUCUUAAAAGCAAAGAAGGAAACCACUGUUCCCUUAAUUUACAAAAUACACAAGCUAGACCAGGAAACACUACUGUGUGUGCAUCAGCAUUGCCAAGAGAUGUGAAGUUAGAGGAGCUAUGCAGUGAUUUCCCAAACCAGGGGGAAUGCAUUUCAGGGUCAGAAGAAAUGACUGAAAGUAGCUCCAUGGAACAGUUUUCUAGUGAGUUACAACGGUGUUUACAGCACACAUCAAAAAUGCGCGAGUAUUUCACUUUACUUCAAGAUAUGAAGCCACCAUUAGGUAACCAGGAAUCUCUCGAUAACAGCCUAGAAGCUUUGAAGAACCAACUAAAACAGUUAGAGACAUUUGAAUUGGGAUUGACUCCAAUUGCUGUUCUUUUAAGAAAAGAUAUGAAGUUGGCAGAAGAGUUUUUAAAGUCUCUUCCCAGUGAUUUCCCUAAAGAACAUCUUGAGGAAUUGAGUAAAAGCCACAGAAGUUUGCAAACUGCUUUCUCUUCCCUCAGCAAUGUGUCUUCAGACAGAAGGAAGCACAUCAUGCUAGCAAUUGAUUCUGAAAUGUCUAAAUUAGCUGUUACCCAUGAGGAGUUUCUGCAUAAACUUGAGUCAUUCUCACAUUGGAUAUCAAAGAAGAGCAAAUCUGUGAAGGAUAUCGAUAUUGUGAAUGUUCAAGAUACUGACCAUGUAAAGAAAAAUUUGGAUUUCCUCAAGAAUGUGUUAAAAGACAUUGGACAUCACAAAACGCAGCUGGAGACAACUGCCUUUGAUGUGCAGUUCUUCAUUUCUGAAUAUGCACAAGAUCUGUCUCCAAACCAAAGCAAGCAACUGCUGAGGCUUUUAAAUACAACUCAGAAGUGUUUUCUUGAUAUACAGGAAUCAGUAACUACCCAGGUGGAACAUUUAGAAACUCAGUUGCGCCUAGAACAAGAUCUUGAUGAUCAGAAGAUUGUGACAGAACGCCAGCAGCAGUACAAGGAGAAACUCCAAGGGAUUUGUGAUCUCCUCACCCAAACAGAAAACCGCCUGAUUGGUCACCAAGAGGCCUUUGUGAUUGGAGAUGGCACAGUUGAGUUAAAAAAGUACCAGUCCAAGCAAGAGGAAUUACAGAAAGAUAUGCAAGGAAGUGCACAGGCAUUGGCAGAAAUAGUGAAAAACACAGAGAUCUUUUUAAAAGAGAAUGGCGAAAAGCUGUCGCAAGAAGAUAAGGCUUUGAUUGAACAGAAACUUAAUGAAGCUAAGAUAAAGUGUGAACAACUUAAUUUAAAAGCAGAACAGUCGAAAAAGGAGCUGGAUAAAGUUGUGACGACAGCAAUCAAGGAAGAAACUGAAAAGGCUGCUGCAGUGAAACAGCUGGAAGAGAGCAAAACCAAAAUAGAAAACCUUUUAGACUGGUUAUCAAAUGUUGACAAAGAAUCAGAAAAGGCAGAGGUAAAACAGAAGCCGGCAAUUGAACAGAAUGGAACUCAUUUUCAAGAAGGUGAUGGCAAGUCAGAGAUAGGAGAAGAGGAUGAGGUUAAUGGUAACCUGUUUGAAACUGUUGUUGAUGGGCAAGUUGGAACCACGGAGGAGAAUCUGAACCAGCAGUACCAGAAAGUUAAGGCCCAACAUGAGAAGAUCACUUCUCAGCACCAAGCUGUCCUCCUGGCCACUCAGUCUGCACAAGCCUUGCUUGAGAAGCAGGGUCACUAUCUCUCUCCUGAGGAAAAAGAGAAACUGCAAAAGAACAUGAAGGAACUAAAAGAGCAUUAUGAAACCGCACUGGCCAAGUCCGAGAAGAAAAUGAAGUUGACGCAUUCUCUGCAGGAAGAAUUAGAAAAGUUUGAUGCUGAUUAUAGUGAGUUUGAGCACUGGCUGCAGCAAUCAGAACAAGAACUUGAAAACUUGGAAGCAGGUGCAGAUGACUUCAAUGGUUUAAUGACAAAGUUGAAGAGGCAGAAGAGUUUCUCGGAAGAUGUUAUUUCUCACAAAGGGGAUUUGAGAUAUAUCACCAUUUCUGGAAACAGGGUGUUAGAAGCAGCCAAAUCUUGCAGCAAGAGAGAUGGUGGUGGCAAGGCUGGCCAGGAUGAUAUUGACACUUCUGCAACACACAGAGAAGUCCAGAGCAAAUUGGAUCAUGCCACUGAUUGGUUCAGGUCUCUCUAUUCUAAGUGCAAUGUCCUUGGGAAUAACCUUAAAGAUCUGGUGGAUAAAUAUCAACACUAUGAAGAUGCUUCUUGUGGACUUAUUUCUGGACUCCAGGCCUGUGAGGUCAUAGCAAGCAAACACUUAUCGGAACCUAUCGCUGUGGAUCCUAAAAAUCUGCAAAGGCAAUUAGAAGAGACAAAGGCUCUGCAAGGACAGAUCUCAAGUCAGCAGGUUGCUGUAGAGAAACUGAAAAAAACAGCUGAAGUGCUUUUAGAUGCCAGGGGAUCAUUACUUCCAGCCAAGAAUGAUAUCCAGAAAACACUGGAUGACAUUAUUGGGAGAUAUGAUGAUCUGUCCAAGUCUGUUAAUGAUCGGAAUGAAAAACUCCAGAUAACCCUGACUCGCUCACUGAGUGUGCAGGAUGGCCUGGAUGAAAUGCUGGACUGGAUGGGAAGUGUAGAAAGUUCUUUGAAAGAACAAGGUCAAGUGCCCUUAAACUCUGCUGCUCUUCAGGAUAUCAUCAGUAAAAACAUUAUGUUGGAGCAGGAUAUUGCUGGUCGUCAGAGCAGUAUAAAUGCCAUGAAUGAAAAAGUGAAGAAAUUUAUGGAAACAACAGACCCAUCCACUGCAUCCUCACUGCAGGCCAAAAUGAAGGACUUGUCUGUUCGGUUUUCAGAAGCCAGUCAUAAGCACAAAGAAAAAUUUACCAAAAUGGAGGAGCUAAAAACUAAAGUAGAACUAUUUGAGAACCUCUCAGAAAAACUCCAAAUGUUUCUAGAAACAAAAACUCAGGCUCUUACUGAGCCAGAUGUGCCAGGAAAAGAUGUUACUGAAUUAUCUCAGUAUAUGAAGGAAUCAACUUCUGAAUUCUUAGAACACAAGAAAGAUCUUGAAGUUUUACAGAAUCUCUUGAAGGAGAUAGCCAGCCAUGGUUUGCCAGGUGAUAAGGCUCUGGUUUUUGAAAAAACAAAUAAUUUGUCAAAGAAAUUCAAGGAAAUGGAGGAUACCAUCAAAGAAAAAAAAGAAGCUGUGUCUUCUUGUCAAGAACAGAUGGAUGCUUUCCAGGUCCUUGUUAAAUCCUUAAAAUCAUGGAUAAAAGAAACAACAGAAAAAGUUCCCAUUGCACAACCUUCUUUUGGUGCAGAUGAUUUAGGAAAAUCUUUGGAAGAGACUAAGGAAUUACAAGAAAAGUGGAGUUUAAAAGCACCAGAGAUUCAGAAAGUAAACAACAGUGGGAUCUCACUAUGUAACCUAAUAAGUGCUGUGACUACUCCUGCAAAGACAAUAGCAGCAGUUAAAUCAGGUGGAGUAAUAUUAAAUGGUGAAGGAACAGCCACAGAUACUCAGGAAAUUUUGGCAAAUAAAGGACUAACAUCCAUCAAAAAGGACAUGACUGACAUAAGCCAUGGUUAUGAAGAUCUUGGUCUCUUACUUAAGGACAAAAUAGCUGAACUUAAUGCCAAACUCUCCAAAUUGCAAAAGGCUCAGGAAGAAUCAAGUGCAAUGAUGCAGUGGUUAGAGAAGAUGAACAAAACUGCAACAAAGUGGCAUCAAGCACCUACACCUACAGAUACUGAAGCUGUGAAGACUCAGGUUGAGCAGAACAAGUCAUUUGAGGCAGAACUGAAGCAAAAUGUAAACAAAGUGCAGGAGUUGAAAGACCAAUUGACAGAGCUGUUAGAGGAAAACCCAGAUACUCCCGAAGCCCCCAAAUGGAAACAGAUGUUGUCAGAAAUAGAUUCCAAGUGGCAAGAACUUAAUCAAUUAACAGUUGAUAGGCAACAAAAAUUGGAAGAAUCCUCUAAUAAUCUAACCCAAUUUCAAACUGUAGAGGCUCAGUUAAAACAGUGGCUCUUGGAGAAAGAAUUGAUGGUCAGUGUUCUUGGGCCUUUGUCAAUUGACCCAAAUAUGCUAAACACACAAAGGCAGCAGGUGCAGAUUCUGCUGAAAGAAUUUGAUACUCGAAAACCUCAGUAUGAACAGCUAACGGCAGCUGGUCAGAGCAUUCUGAGCAGACCUGGUGAACACCCUUCUUUCCAUGGGGUUGUGAAAGAGCAACUGGCAGCUGUAACCCAAAAAUGGGACAGCCUAACAGGACAAUUGAGUGACAGAUGUGAUUGGAUUGAUCAAGCCAUUGUUAAAAGCACACAGUAUCAGAGCCUGCUGAGAAGCCUUUCCAAUAAACUGAGUGACUUGGAUAAUAAACUCAGCAGCAGUGUGGCCGUGAGCACACACCCUGAUGCUAUGAACCAGCAGUUGGAAACAGCCCAAAAAAUGAAGCAGGAAAUAGAGCAGGAAUCGAAGCAGAUAAAAGUGGCCCAGACUCUCUGUGAGGAUUUGUCAGCAUUGGUUAAAGAAGAGUACUUGAAAGCAGAACUUAGUAGACAACUAGAAGGCAUCUUAAAAUCAUUUAAGGAUAUUGAGCAAAAAGCAGAGAACCAUGUCCAGCACCUUCAAUCAGCCUGUGCAAGUUCUCAUCAAUUUCAGCAGAUGUCUCAAGAUUUUCAGGCUUGGCUGGAUACAAAGAAAGAAGAGCAAAACAAGUCUCACCCAAUAUCAGCCAAACUAGAUGUCUUGGAAUCAUUAAUUAAAGUUCAGAAAGACUUCAGUGAAACUUUGAAUGCUCAGUCUAAUAUUUAUGAAAAGACCAUGGUGGAAGGUGAAAAUCUGUUAUUAAAAACACAAGGGUCUGAGAAGGCAGCCUUACAGUUACAACUUAACACUAUUAAAACCAAUUGGGAUGGACUUAAUAAACAGGUGAAAGAAAGAGAGGAAAAGCUAAAAGAUACAUUGGAAAAAGCCCUCAAAUAUAAAGAGCAUGUAGAGACUCUCCGACCAUGGAUAGACAAAUGUGAAAAUAACGUGGAGGAAAUAAAAUGUUGCUUGGAUCCAACUGAAACAGAGAAUUCUAUUGCCAAGUUAAAGUCUCUGCAGAAGGAAAUGGAUCAACACUUUGGGAUGGUCGAAUUGCUAAACAAUGCAGCCAAUAGCUUGCUCAGUGUCUGUGAGAUAGACAAAGAGGUUGUUACUGAUGAGAAUAAAUCACUGAUCCAGAAAGUUGAUAUGGUCACUGAACAACUUCACAGUAAAAAAUUCUCUCUGGAGAACAUGGCCCAGAAGGUUAAAGAAUUUCAAGAAGUUUCCAAAGAAGCUAAAAAGCAGCUUCACUGUGCAAAGGAGCACCUGGAUGUGCAUGAUUCCCUCGGACCCCAGGCUUACAGUAAUAAACACCUGACCAUGUUGCAAACUCAGCAGAAAUCACUUCAGGCUGUGAAGCAACAGAUAGAUUUGGUCAAAGAACUUGCACAGGCCCUUGUGGUAGAAGCCUCAGACUCAAAAGGAACUUCUGAUAUUUUAUUACAAGCAGAAACCUUAGCUCAAGAGCAUAGUGCACUAAGUCAGCAGGUUGAUGAAAAGUGUUCAUUCUUAGAAACCAAGCUUCAGGGCAUUGGACAUUUCCAGAAUACCAUCCGAGAAAUGUUUUCUCAGUUUGCAGAGUUUGAUGAUGAACUGGAUAGCAUGGCCCCAGUAGGAAGAGAUGUAGAAACACUGCAAAAGCAAAAGGAGGCCAUUAAAACCUUCCUGAAGAAACUAGCAGCCCUCAUAACAAGCAUUGACAAUGCCAAUAAAACCUGCAAGAUGAUGCUGGCCACAGAAGAAACCUCUCCUGAUCUUGUUGGAAUCAAAAGGGACUUAGAAGCUUUAAGCAAACAGUGCAACAAGCUGCUGGACCGAGCACAAGCCCGAGAAGAGCAGGUUCAAGGGACAAUUGAGCGUCUUGAAGAAUUCUACAGCAAAUUGAAAGAAUUUUCUAUUUUACUUCAGACAGCUGAAGAGCAUGAAGAAUCACAAGGUCCUGUUGGUAUGGAAACAGAGACAAUUAACCAACAACUUGAUGUGUUCAAGGUAUUCCAAAAAGAGGAGAUUGAACCUUUGCAGGUUAAACAGCAAGAUGUGAACUGGUUAGGUCAAGGCCUUAUUCAGAGUGCUGCUAAAGGGACCAGCACCCAAACUUUGGAGCAUGACCUGGAAGAUGUCAAUACACGGUGGAAGACUCUCAAUAAAAAGGUGGCUCAGCGAGCAGCCCAGCUGCAGGAGGCCCUGCUACACUGUGGGAGGUUCCAGGAUGCUCUGGAGUCCCUGCUUAGCUGGAUGGUGGACACCGAGGAGCUUGUGGCCAAUCAAAAGCCUCCAUCAGCAGAGUUCAAAGUAGUGAAGGCCCAGAUACAGGAACAAAAGCUUCUCCAAAGAUUGUUGGAUGACCGCAAAUCUACUGUGGAAGUAAUCAAACGAGAAGGAGAAAAAAUUGCUGCUACAGCAGAACCUGCAGAUAAAGUGAAGAUUUUGAGACAACUGAGCCUCUUGGAUAGUAGAUGGGAGGCAUUGCUUAAUAAAGCUGAAACGAGGAAUCGUCAAUUGGAAGGUAUCUCCGUGGUAGCACAGCAAUUUCAUGAAACCUUAGAACCACUGAAUGAGUGGCUUACGACCAUAGAAAAGAAGCUGGCAAAUUGUGAGCCCAUAGGAACCCAGGCGUCUAAACUUGAGGAACAAAUUGCGCAGCAUAAAGCUUUAGAAGAUGACAUCAUCAAUCAUAAUAAACACUUACACCAGGCUGUUAGCAUUGGCCAGUCCUUAAAGGUUUUGAGCUCCAGGGAGGAUAAAGAUAUGGUGCAGAAUAAAUUAGACUCCUCUCAAGUGUGGUACAUUGAGAUUCAAGAGAAAAGUCACAGCAGGUCUGAGCUCCUCCAGCAGGCUUUAUGUAAUGCUAAGAUUUUUGGGGAAGAUGAAGUUGAGUUGAUGAAUUGGCUGAAUGAAGUGCAUGACAAACUAAGCAAGCUCUCAGUCCAGGAUUGCAGCACUGAGGGCCUGUGGAAGCAGCAGUCUGAACUUCUGGUUCUGCAAGAGGACAUCUUACUCAGAAAACAAGAUGUUGACCAGGCAUUACUAAAUGGACUAGAACUACUUAAACAAACAACAGGUGAUGAAGUUUUAAUAAUUCAAGAUAAAUUGGAAGCCAUUAAAGCAAGGUACAAAGACAUUACUAAAUUGAGCACGGAUGUAGCCAAGACUCUGGAGCAGGCACUGCAGCUCGCACGGCGGCUACACUCCACACAUGAAGAGCUCUGCACCUGGCUGGACAAAGUGGAGGUGGAAUUACUUUCAUAUGAAACUCAGGUUCUGAAGGGAGAAGCAGCAAGCCAAGCUCAAGUGAGACAAAAAGAAUUAAAAAAGGAAACUAAAAACAGCAAAGCCUUAUUGGACUCCCUCAAUGAAGUGAGCAAUGCUUUACUGGAACUGGUACCGUGGAGGGCAAGGGAAGGACUUGAAAAAAUGGUGGCUGAGGACAAUGAGCGCUACCACUUAGUGAGCAACACCAUCACUCAGAAGGUGGAGGAGAUCGAUGCUGCCAUUCUGAGGUCACAGCAGUUUGACCAAGCAGCUGAUGCUGAGUUAUCCUGGAUUACAGAAACAGAAAAGAAAUUGAUGUCUCUGGGUGACAUCAGGCUUGAGCAAGACCAGACCUCUGCUCAGCUUCAGGUUCAGAAGACAUUCACCAUGGAGAUUUUGAGACACAAGGAUAUUAUUGAUGAACUUGUGAAAUCUGGACAUAAAAUCAUGACCACAUGCAGUGAAGAGGAAAAGCAAUCCAUGAAGAAUAAACUGGACAAAGUUUUGAAGAACUAUGAUAACAUCUGCCAGACAAACUCAGAGAGGUACCUACAGUUAGAAAGGGCACAGUCCCUGGUUAACCAAUUCUGGGAAACAUAUGAAGAACUUUGGCCAUGGCUUACAGAAACACAAAGAAUUAUCUCUCAGCUUCCUGCCCCAGCCCUUGAAUAUGAAACUCUAAGACAACAACAGGAAGAACAUCGGCAACUGCGAGAGUUGAUAGCUGAACACAAGCCUCAUAUAGAUAAGAUGAACAAAACUGGGCCGCAGUUACUGGAAUUAAGCCCAGGGGAAGGCUUUUCUAUCCAAGAGAAAUAUGUGGCAGCUGACACCCUUUACAGUCAAAUUAAAGAAGAUGUCAAAAAACGAGCUGUGGCACUGGAUGAAGCCAUUUCUCAGUCUACUCAGUUCCAUGACAAGAUAGACCAGAUCCUUGAGAGUCUGGAACGCAUUGUGGAGCGACUAAGGCAGCCACCUUCCAUCUCUGCUGAGGUGGAGAAGAUCAAGGAGCAAAUCAGUGAAAACAAGAAUGUGUCGGUAGACAUGGAGAAGCUACAGCCAUUGUAUGAAACUCUUAAACAGAGAGGAGAGGAAAUGAUUGCUCGAUCUGGGGGCACUGACAAAGACAUAUCUGCCAAAGCUGUUCAGGAUAAACUUGAUCAAAUGGUUUUCAUUUGGGAAAACAUACACACACUGGUGGAAGAAAGGGAAGCCAAACUAUUGGAUGUAAUGGAAUUAGCAGAGAAGUUCUGGUGUGAUCACAUGUCAUUGGUAGUUACUACUAAAGACACUCAAGAUUUCAUCCGUGAUCUGGAAGAUCCUGGAAUUGACCCCUCAGUAGUGAAACAACAGCAAGAGGCAGCAGAAGCUAUAAGGGAAGAAAUAGAUGGACUACAGGAAGAGCUGGAUAUAGUUAUUAACCUGGGUUCUGAACUCAUCGCUGCCUGCGGGGAACCUGAUAAACCCAUUGUCAAGAAGAGCAUAGAUGAGUUAAAUUCAGCAUGGGAUUCUCUAAAUAAAUCUUGGAAAGAUCGGGUGGACAAACUUGAGGAGGCCAUGCAAGCAGCUGUUCAGUACCAGGAUGGACUGCAGGCAAUUUUCGACUGGGUAGAUAUUGCAGGUGGUAAAUUAGCUUCAAUGUCUCCAAUCGGAACAGAUCUUGAAACUGUCAAGCAGCAGAUUGAAGAACUAAAGCAAUUUAAGUCUGAAGCUUAUCAACAACAGAUAGAAAUGGAAAGACUAAACCAUCAAGCAGAACUUUUGUUGAAGAAAGUGACAGAAGAGGCUGACAAACAGACUGUUCAAGACCCAUUAAUGGAAUUGAAAUUGAUAUGGGAUAGUUUAGAUGAGCGAAUUAUCAACAGACAGCAUAAGCUGGAGGGUGCUCUGUUGGCACUGGGGCAGUUCCAGCAUGCUCUGGAUGAGCUGCUGGCAUGGCUGACACACACUGAGGGCUUGCUAAAUGAACAGAAGCCUGUUGGAGGAGACCCUAAAGCCAUUGAAAUAGAACUUGCCAAGCAUCAUGUGCUCCAAAAUGAUGUAUUAGCUCAUCAGACUACAGUGGAAGCUGUUAAUAAAGCAGGAAAUGAUCUAAUUGAAUCAAGUGCAGGAGAAGAAGCAAGCAACCUUCAGAACAAGCUAGAGGUUUUAAACCAACGCUGGCAAAAUGUUUUGGAAAAAACAGAGCAAAGGAAGCAGCAGCUGGAUAGUGCCUUGCGCCAGGCCAAAGGGUUCCAUGGAGAAAUUGAGGAUUUGCAGCAGUGGUUAACUGACACGGAGCGUCAUCUGUUAGCAUCCAAACCUCUGGGAGGAUUACCAGAAACAGCCAGGGAGCAGCUUAAUGCCCACAUGGAAAUCUGUGCUGCCUUUGAUGUUAAAGAAGAAACGUACAAGAGUCUGAUGCAGAAAGGCCAGCAGAUGCUUGCAAGAUGCCCCAAAUCUGCAGAGACAAAUAUUGACCAAGACUUAAAUAAUUUGAAAGAAAAAUGGGAAUCAGUGGAAACCAAACUCAAUGAAAGGAAAACUAAACUGGAAGAGGCCCUCAACUUGGCAAUGGAGUUCCACAAUUCUCUCCAAGACUUUAUCAACUGGCUUACACAGGCUGAACAGACCCUAAAUGUUGCUUCUCGGCCAAGUCUUAUCUUGGACACAGUCUUAUUUCAAAUCGAUGAACAUAAGGUCUUUGCCAAUGAAGUGAAUUCUCACCGUGAGCAAAUAAUAGAACUGGACAAAACUGGAACCCACCUGAAAUAUUUUAGUCAGAAACAAGAUGUUGUCCUAAUUAAGAAUCUACUGAUCAGUGUGCAGAGUCGAUGGGAAAAAGUGGUUCAACGGUUAGUAGAAAGAGGAAGAUCUUUGGAUGAUGCAAGGAAGAGGGCCAAACAGUUCCAUGAAGCUUGGAGUAAACUUAUGGAGUGGCUAGAGGAGUCAGAAAAGUCUUUGGAUUCUGAACUGGAAAUUGCCAAUGAUCCAGACAAAAUAAAAACACAACUUGCUCAGCAUAAGGAAUUCCAGAAAUCACUCGGUGCCAAGCAUUCUGUCUACGAUACCACUAAUAGAACUGGACGUUCUCUGAAGGAGAAAACCUCUCUGGCUGAUGACAAUCUAAAACUGGAUGACAUGCUGAGUGAACUCAGAGACAAAUGGGAUACUAUCUGUGGAAAAUCUGUAGAAAGGCAAAACAAAUUGGAAGAAGCCCUGUUAUUUUCUGGACAGUUCACAGAUGCCCUACAGGCCCUCAUUGAUUGGUUAUAUAGAGUUGAACCCCAGCUGGCAGAAGACCAGCCUGUCCACGGAGACAUUGACUUAGUGAUGAAUCUGAUCGAUAAUCACAAGGUCUUCCAAAAAGAACUGGGGAAGAGGACAAGCAGUGUGCAGGCCCUGAAGCGCUCAGCCAGAGAACUCAUAGAAGGUAGCAGAGAUGACUCCUCCUGGGUCAAAGUCCAGAUGCAGGAAUUAAGCACACGCUGGGAGACUGUGUGUGCACUUUCUAUAUCAAAGCAAACACGGCUAGAAGCAGCUCUGCGUCAGGCAGAGGAAUUUCACUCGGUGGUACAUGCCCUCUUGGAAUGGCUGGCUGAGGCGGAACAGACCCUUCGUUUCCAUGGUGUUCUCCCAGAUGAUGAGGAUGCUCUUCGGACUCUCAUUGAUCAGCAUAAAGAAUUCAUGAAAAAACUGGAAGAAAAACGAGCUGCACUAAAUAAAGCCACCAGCAUGGGAGAUGCUGUUUUGGCCAUCUGCCACCCUGACUCCAUCACCACCAUUAAGCACUGGAUAACAAUCAUCAGGGCCAGGUUUGAGGAGGUGCUGGCCUGGGCUAAACAACAUCAACAGAGAUUAGCAAGUGCUCUGGCUGGACUCAGGGCCAAACAGGAAUUGUUGGAAGCUUUGUUGGCUUGGCUGCAAUGGGCUGAAACUACACUUACUGAUAAGGAUAAAGAAGUCAUCCCCCAGGAAAUUGAAGAAGUGAAAGCCCUCAUUGCCGAGCACCAGACCUUCAUGGAAGAAAUGACCAGAAAACAGCCUGAUGUUGAUAAAGUUACCAAGACCUAUAAGAGGAGAGCAGCUGAUCCUUCUUCACUACAGUCCCAUAUUCCAGUCUUGGAUAAGGGGCGAGCAGGAAGAAAACGCUUUCCAGCGUCAAGCUUGUAUCCCUCUGGAUCACAGACACAAAUUGAAACCAAGAAUCCCAGGGUCAACUUAUUGGUGAGCAAGUGGCAGCAAGUCUGGCUCCUCGCACUGGAAAGGAGGAGGAAGCUUAAUGAUGCCUUGGACAGACUAGAGGAGCUGAGGGAAUUUGCUAACUUUGAUUUUGAUAUCUGGCGCAAAAAAUACAUGCGGUGGAUGAAUCACAAGAAAUCUCGAGUGAUGGACUUCUUCAGAAGAAUUGAUAAAGAUCAGGAUGGGAAAAUAACUCGACAAGAAUUUAUUGAUGGAAUUCUUUCCUCAAAGUUCCCAACCAGUCGCUUGGAGAUGAGUGCAGUUGCAGAUAUCUUUGACAGAGAUGGUGAUGGAUAUAUUGACUACUAUGAAUUUGUAGCAGCCCUUCAUCCAAAUAAAGACGCGUAUAAACCUAUCACUGAUGCUGACAAAAUUGAAGAUGAGGUGACAAGGCAAGUAGCAAAAUGUAAAUGUGCAAAACGAUUUCAAGUUGAACAGAUUGGAGAUAACAAAUACAGGUUCUUCCUGGGAAAUCAGUUUGGAGACUCCCAGCAACUGCGACUUGUUCGAAUCCUGCGCAGUACCGUGAUGGUUCGCGUUGGUGGUGGAUGGAUGGCUCUUGAUGAGUUCUUAGUGAAAAAUGAUCCUUGCAGGGCGAAAGGAAGGACAAAUAUGGAGCUACGUGAGAAGUUCAUUUUAGCAGAUGGUGCCAGUCAGGGUAUGGCAGCUUUCCGACCCCGGGGCCGAAGAUCCCGGCCUUCAUCGAGAGGUGCUUCACCAAAUCGAUCGACUUCUGUGUCCAGCCAGGCUGGCCAUGUGGCCUCCCCACAGGUCCCUGCCACCAGCACACCCAAGAUUCUCCAUCCUUUAACACGCAAUUAUGGUAAACCAUGGUUGACAAACAGCAAAAUGUCAACUCCUUGUAAACCAGCAGAGUGCUCAGACUUUUCCGUGCCAUCUGCAGAGGGAACACCAAUACAAGGAAGCAAGCUUCGACUUCCAGGAUAUUUAUCAGGGAAAGGCUUCCACUCGGGGGAUGACAGUGGCCUGAUAACAACUGCAGCCACCAGAGUCCGGACUCAAUUUGCUGAUUCCAAGAAGACACCCAGCCGACCAGGAAGCCGAGCCGGAAGCAAAGCUGGUAGCAGGGCCAGCAGCCGCCGAGGCAGUGAUGCAUCAGACUUUGACAUUUCAGAAAUCCAAUCUGUGUGCUCAGACGUGGAGACUGUACCCCCAACACACAGACCUACACCCCGAGCAGGUUCUCGGCCAGCCACAGCCAAGCCUUCUAAAAUACCCACACCACAAAGGAAAUCACCUGCCAGCAAAUUGGACAAGUCCUCAAAGAGAUAGUGCGAUGGGUCCACUAUACCCUUCCUUGAGCAUUUAUUAUUUAAGUUUGAAAACUGUAAAAUAUGAUGUAGAAAUUAUUGUGAAAUAUUGCAAGAGGUGAGUUUAAAAUUCUGCAGAUGGCCUUAUUUGUGUAUUUGUCUUUUUAUUUUAUCUGUAUAAUUUUUUUGGGGUCAGAUAUUCUGGGGUUAGAGUCACAUCAUAUGUGAGCGGGAGAAAAAAGCUUUUAACAUGCACUAACAUUUCUGCACCGAAAGGUGUGGAACACACACUAAAACCAGUCACUGUACCUCCAGGUAAGUCCCCAUCCUCCGAUACAGUCGUAGCACGGCAUCCGCAGCUGAUGCUAGGAUACCUGGUGACAUAUUCUUGUUUUUGCAGAAACUGUAAACAACUGAAGGUGGGGAUACACUUCAGGUUGAUUUCAAUGUAAGCUAAAAGGUGGAAAGCAGAAAAACAGACACAGUUUUUUAAGCAGUAUCUGACAGAAACUCAAAGGAAGUUGCUUUAGACACUUGCCAGUGCUCUGAUAUUCAAGAACCUUGCAGCAUUUCCGUGCCAUUGCUUUACAUGAAGCCAGAGGCAUCCUGGAUAUUAGACCUAUAAUACUGUAAGAAUAUAAUUAAAAAGUGCAUUCUUAUAAAUGUGAGGUUUUCUUUUGCUUGAGUGGACAUAGCACCUGUAUCAUUGAACUCAUUUUGUAUCAAAGCAAGCUUGCUUGCAGAAAGCUAUGAAAUAAAACACGUCCCUUAACUACAUUGCAAUGGAAUUAAGUUUUUUUCCCUAGGGAAAAUCAGUGUAUUUUUUUAUGAGCAAUAGCAAUUUGGAGUGACCAAAAGAUACUUAAAAAUGGGUUUAUUUUGAUUUCUCAUCUGAAAUAAUUAUGUUCUGGUAUUAUAUCUAUAUUUAAUAAAUAUAUACAUUUUAAUUUAUUAUGUAUACUCACAUACUAUAGAAAGAUAUUAGUAUGCAUUUAAUAAAACAUAUUCACUUGAA